Chironomus riparius is the source of this 896-nucleotide messenger RNA. Lineage: Eukaryota; Metazoa; Arthropoda; Insecta; Diptera; Chironomidae. The record is from the annotation of a GenBank genome assembly.
GCGAAUUGUAAGCACAAAACAAAAUAAAUUCACUAGUGAGAGCAAUAAAGUGAUUAAAGUUUUAUAUUAAUUUAAUUAAAUUAGCAAAAAAAAAAUGGGUUCUAACGUGAGUGAAUUUCAAGUACAAUGUUUAAAGGCACACAAUGAAUACAGAAGUAAACACAAAGUAACUCCAUUGAAACUCAGCAAGGAAUUAUGUAGUUAUGCACAAGAAUGGGCUGAACACCUCGCAAGCAAGUCAGUUAUGCAGCAUCGCAAUCAACAAAAGUAUGGAGAGAACAUCUACUACUUUUUCAGCACCGACCCGAAUCAUGUUGUAGAAGGGAAAGAUCCAGUGGACUCGUGGUAUGAAGAAAUAAAACAACAUAAAUUUGGAAUGGAACCAAAAACAACAGGAACUGGACAUUUUACACAAGUUGUAUGGAAAGAAUGUAAGGAACUGGGAAUCGGCGUGAAAAAGAAUGCAAAAGGGCAAGUUUUUGUGGUUUGCAACUAUAAUCCACCUGGAAAUUACAUUGGAAAUUAUGCAUCAAAUGUUCCGCCCGUUGGAGGGUUCUAAAAAAGCUAAUAUAAGAUCGUUUUGAGUAAGGAAGUCAUUCAGUGCCAUAAACUUAAACGCAAAAUUAAUUUAACGGAUUUUUUAAAUUCAAAAUUUUUAAAGCUAAGAUUUUCCUCACUUCAAAAAGUUUUUUUAAAAAGUUAAGCUUAUAGUUAAGUCAAUUGCUAUCCGAAUACAUUGUAAACUAUGCAAAAAAGUGGCAAGAACCAAUAUCCACAGCCAGAGAAGCUAAAAAUUCAGUAGUUCUUAAGAUAUAAUUUAAUUCCCAACCUCAAAAUGACAAAAAAAAAUUCAUUUAAAUAUUUCAAAGAGUCAUCAUUCAUUCCCUUACUUACUC